Molecule: messenger RNA, 773 nt
Organism: Belonocnema kinseyi
Lineage: Eukaryota; Metazoa; Arthropoda; Insecta; Hymenoptera; Cynipidae
Exons: 4
Coding region: 24-773 (249 amino acids)
Source: RefSeq, a predicted model, not a curated record
UGAAUAAAUAAUCUUUGAGCAAAAUGGACCAACAAUUUUCUUUGAGUCUUUUAAUACUUGGUGCGGCAUUAUCACUGGGGUUUGAAAAUUCACCUGGAGAAAAUAAUGGGGCAGUAUCAGUUCAAUACGUUCGUGAAAAGCGAACAAUUCAAAAUGGUAGAUGCCAAUGUGCUGUCCAGCGACCUGCGCCGAUACGUGCACAUGAUAUAGUGGGACUUAAGCGAGGACUAGCAAAUCUUGGCAAUGCAUAUGUUAUACAUCUUCAUUAUGCCGUAAUACACGCUGACCAACUUGAUCACGUAGGCCUCGCGGGACUCGAAGCUCAAUGGAAUACGGAACUACUUAACCCUUUCCCGAUAGAUUAUAUUUAUCACCCGGGGUGUGCAAAUAUCCAACGGUGCAAUCCCAAUGUUGCCCUGAUUUAUACUCGUUGGACUUUUCCGACCUCAAGAAGGCAAGAUGCGGAAACACUUUUCCGCCAAAAUUUCAAUCAGACGGAAAUUAACUGGGCUACUGAAGAAAUGUACUAUAUACAUAUUGGACAAAGGGUUUAUAUGCUAUUCAGCGAAAGUUUAUCCUACGAUGGAAUGAGAGCUGUCGUCUGCUACAGCGUCCUUAACAGCAAUGGGAAACGGGCGAUGUAUGAGUUAAUUCGAGUUAUAAAUCGGGACAACAGAUUUAAAACGACACAGAGAAAACAAACGUUAAAAUGUGUUGUAGGAAAUAGUGAAAACGAGAAUUGUCUCAUAAUCAGCUCUUCAUUACCUGCAUAG